ACAGUUGUUGCGCCUGCGCAGCUUCUGGCAACACGUGAAGCAGGCAGCAUGGCUGGGGAAAGUGAAGUGGUGUUAGACCGGGCCCAGGUAAAACUAACUUUUUGUCAAACUUUUCAUGAAUAAACUGUCUGUUGUUGCUCAUUGACUAACUUAACACUUGGAAUAGUCUUGCAGCGGCGGUAGCUUUAAGCUAACUUGUGUUAACAGCUAGUGUGUUUAAUUUAGCAUUGAAGCUAACUCUUGCUGGUUAAGAUAAAUGACAGUAUAAUUAGACAUUUGAACUGUGGUGAAGUCUCGUAUCCGGUCUCGAUUCGUCUAUCAGGUGAAAAAGGCGGUUCAAGCUCUCCAGGCUUACCUGAAAACCAAAUCCUCUCCUGAUUCUCUGUUGCUGGAAGACACUGAGCAGAUCACUCUGCUCUUCACCCUCUGGAAGAUCCCCAAAAGGGCCCAGACUAUCCGCAUGUGAGUCCCCCAGACUAGAUCAUAAAGCAUACUGAUCUGUUUUAUUUUUGUGUACGUUUUUUUCCCGUUAUUGUUGAAUUGACUGUACAGACUGUGACUCUAAUUUUCAUCUUCAGUCCUUUGCCCCAUGGCCAGCGGACAGAGACGGAGGAGGUCUGCUUAUUCACGAGAGAUGAGCCCAACAUGACCUCAGAACAGACACAGAGAUUUUAUAAGAAACUGAUGGAAGUGAAGGGAGUCAAAAACGUCACUGAGGUAAACUACCUGCCAUGGUCUUUACUUUUGUAGCCUAGUGCACAGGUGUCAAACUCAAGGCCCGGGGGCCAAAUCUGGCCCGUGGCACAAUUAUAUCUGGCCCACAAGAUCAUGUCAUAUUUGUAUUAUUAUUGGCCCACCAGUGUGAAGUCUGCAGAUUUCAUCCAGUAUAAUCAUGUAAAUUUUAGCACCAUUAUUUAAAAUGUCUUUAAUAAACCAUGAAAAUCUGGGAAAUUAAAGAGUAAGGAAGAUUUGAUAAAUAGGCAAGAAUGUGGAGGGAAAAAUAUUUGGUGUUUUAUUUCAUGUUUUCAAUGUUGCAUUUCAAGAUUACAGAUUAAGAUUAAAGAUUGCUCUUUAAAAGCAUCAUUUUUCUAUUUUUAAUAUCAUGCUCUGAUCUUUUGAACUAAUAAAUCAAAUUAGAAUAAAAAAUAAAGCUUUUCUAUCACAGAUUGCAUUUAAACUUAUCUUUUUUUAUAUUUUUGAAAAGGAAGUUUAAAGUUUUGGUGAAAUGUUGACCCUGUUUGGCCCUCAGGUUAGAUUUAAAUCCAGAUUAUGGCCCUUGCUGUGGUUGAGUUUGACACCUGUGGCCUAGUGUGUAAAUGUUUGCAGUGAUCUGUAAUGUACAUUUGUGAUCCCAGAGUAGGUUGGCCAGCUGCACAGGCUUGUGAUCAAUCACUAUUGAUUAAGAUUAAGUAUUUUCUAAUGACUCUUUGUUUGUACCUGCUGCAGAUAAUCCCAUACAAAGUCUUGAAGACAGAGUACAAACCGUAUGAGGCCAAACGGCGCCUGUUGGGGAACUUUGACCUGUUCCUGUCAGAUGACCGCAUCCGUCGUUUGCUGCCAUCCCACAUCGGGAAGCAUUUCUACCUAACGAAAAAGUAAGAUGUUAUUUUGGUGGCGUUUUCUACCAGGAGACAUUGGUACAGCUCAGUUGUGUAUUGAUCUUUAACUCUGUAGGCAGAAGUUCUUGAUUCGCUUUGCCACCAUAUGAAUGAUGAUUAAAUUGGAGUUGACAAAAACAAAUUAUCACAAUUUUUAAAAGUUACAGUAAACCAAUGAUGACAAAUUUGAGCCUUGUCAUCUAUUGGCCUAGAGAUAAAGAAUGUAUACCAUUGAUUGAUUGAAGUUUAUUUCAAAUAUGCAAACCAAAAAUAUAUAUAUAAAAAAACAAGAAAAAUAAGGCAAAGCAUUUAAACAUAAAAACACAGAAAUACAUAUUCGAAAAGGAGUGAGAAGAAUAACUUGUGAACUUCCACCCCUUCCCUUUUUAAAUAGAUAGUACCUACACCAAGCUUCCUUGCAACUUAAAUAGAUAGUCUAGAUAAAUAAAGUGCGUUCAUGACUUUGUAUUACAAAACAAAAUCUAUAUCCACUUAAUACGGAACACACAGAAAAAACGACAAAAGAAAAUAAAACAAGGAAAAAAAAAAAAGAAACAACAACCUCAUAACCAUCAUAAGGGCACAACAGCACAUCAGACAUCCCAGAUUAAGGCACUUUAAUAUCUGUAGUUCUCAGUCCUCGUUGUUCUUUGUAUCUGGUUGAUCAGAACUUGCCGUGUAUAGAUGUUACCCCAUCUCUCUCCUCAUCAGGGAGCCCCUGUGUGUGAACCUGGAGAGCAAACAUCUGGCCAGAGACAUUGAGAGAGUGAUUCAGGGCACCAGAUUAAAGGUUUCCAACAGGGGCUGCUGCUGGUGAGAUUUCCUCUCCUGCUCAUUUUGUCUCUUAUGGUAAAACCUGUCACUGUAAACCAACACUUUCUCAGUUUUGGGCCAACAGUGUUGCUUCAAAAAGAAAUGUGUUAUUGAAUGUUUUGUGUUUUCUUGAUUGCAUAGCACCUCAAAGCAAACCCUGUCGAUUCUGUUUAGUGUUUGAUACGGGCAAAAGCUGGUGCUAUAGAGAUUCAAUGUAAAUCCAGAUGGACCUCCUCUCCCUGUGGAGCCUGUCUCUACAACCUUGAAACACAAUAUGAAAUGUCAAGCUCAAGUGAAAUACAAAUCUUCCUGCAUGUCGAUGUCUUUUUAAGGGAUUUUUAUUUGCAGAUUAAUACGGUGAUGCUUCCUUUUUUUAAUAAAUUGUCUUCUUUUGUAGCACGGCACGUGUUGCCCACUCUGGCAUGACCGCUGAUGAGGUGACGGAGAACAUUGAGGCGACAGUCCAAACAGUAGUUGCCAAACUACGUCUGGUUAGUACAGGUGUACUUGUGCUUGUUUUGCCCUCAUUGUCCCGUAUAUUGAAUGUCCAGUUUUCCAGUUUAAACAGCUUUUUUAACCCUUUGAUACCCCAGACCCUUAAUAUGAAAUGUGUUUGUGUAUUUAUUAUAACUCUACAUGAUAUUUUCAUUUUGAACAACAGAAAGGACCACUCAUAAAGGUCAUCCAUUUAAAGAGUCAAAGAUCAGUGGCCCUGCCCAUCUACACAUCAUCCCUGAGCAACAUUGCCAUACUGGAGAAGAAACUGAAGAAGAAGGAAACGGAGCCUGCCAAGACUCCCAAGAAAAAGGUAAGGACAAGUGCACAUCUUGUGUCUUAAGUCAGACUCGCAGGAAUAGUCCAUAAAAUAAUAAAAAUGUGUUUUUGUUUCCCAGGAAGCCAAAAAGGAAGAAGAGACAAACACAGCAGAUGUUGUAAAGGAAACAGAUGCUGCUGUGGAGGGAGAGAAACAAGUGGAAGAGGAGGAAGAGGAAGAAAUCCCACAGCUGGUUCCCAUAGUAACACCUAGUAAAAAGGCUAAAGUCGAGGUCAGUCAUACUCUCACUUCCUAGGGGUGAAAACAGUUUUUAAAAUACAGAAAUAUUUGAAUUUAUCAUUGAAAAAUAUCAUCUGUAACCUUGUAUCUCUCUCGCUUUUGUAGAAGCCAGUCAAAAAGAAGCAGCUGGAGAAAGCACCCAGAGCUGCUGCAGCAAAGAAAGGAAAAAAAUCCCCAAACAAAGUGACUAUGAAAGCUGGAAAGACUGAAGCGAAAGUCAAGAGAAAAGUUCCGAAAGUGAAGUGAGUCUUGGUGCGCAUGGCUCUCUCAACAUGGACAAGUUAAACUUAACACAGCACCAGACCCUUCACAGAGUGCUCUGUACUGUGUAUUCAGUCUGUUUUUGUCUCUUAAGAAUGAAUCAAAUGAAUUAUAAACUUUGUAUCAUACUAUUUGUUGCUUUGUUUUUCUGUCUCUUUCAGUAAACUUCUUAAUCAUUUCAUA
This is a messenger RNA of Xyrichtys novacula (pearly razorfish), 3909 nucleotides long. Lineage: Eukaryota; Metazoa; Chordata; Actinopteri; Labriformes; Labridae. The record is from the annotation of a GenBank genome assembly.